Molecule: messenger RNA, 1299 nt
Organism: Saccostrea cuccullata (small rock oyster)
Lineage: Eukaryota; Metazoa; Mollusca; Bivalvia; Ostreida; Ostreidae
Exons: 3
Coding region: 1-1299 (432 amino acids)
Source: RefSeq, a predicted model, not a curated record
AUGACAUAUAUCCCGUAUGCAGAGGUGUUUUUCUUUCUAUCUGACUCAACAUUUGGUGCCGUGGCCAUUGGGAAAUUAAUAGCAAACUACAAUAGAGAUGGAUGUGAUCAAGUUAAAGGCACAGCGUUCAGGCCAUCGUGGAGUUAUAACCAAAAUUUUGAGGAGAAUGAAGAUGAAAAUGGAAAAGCUGAAAUGAUCAAGAUACUGGAAGAGAAAUGGGACACAUUAGAAAAAAUCAACAGCCAGAUUCUACAAGAACUAGAGAAAGAGGAAGAAAUUCAAAUGGAGAUCGAAGAUUCAGAUGAUUUGACCAACACCAACUACAGACAAGCAAUAGAUGUUUUAUUUGAAAGAUACGGACAAAAUCACAAAAUCAUCAAAGCCCAUAUCCAAACUUUGAUUGACAUACCAUUCCCAAAGUCUAAUCCGGACAGUUUGAGAAACUUCUUUGACAGAAUGGAGUGCUGCAUUAGAGCAUUAGAAGCUUUAGGAACUGAUGAAGCCACCUAUGGGACAAUUUUAACUCCAAUGUUAUACAACAAACUACCAGCAGAAAUUCGGAAGAACAUCACCCGGGACAAAGGAGAUGAUCAAUGGGAACUGCAUUCACUGAGGAGAGCCAUUAAGAAGGAGCUAUGUGUUCAAGAUGCUGGACAGGCAAUGCACUCAAAACAGGAAGCACAGGAAUUCAUUCCAACAGCUAACUUUGUUGCAGGGUCAAGCCAUAUAAGGACCAACAAGCAGGAAAUCGUGAAGCAAUGCUUAUUCUGCAAUGGAAAUCAUUCACCAAUCAAUUGCCAUAAUGUCCAAGACUACGAUAAGAGAAUAUCAAUCAUCAAACAGAAGAGAGUGUGCUUCAAUUGCUUUGGAAAUCACAAAGUAAGUGAAUGUCAAUCAGAUUUCAAAUGCCGGAAUUGUAAGAAGUUUCAACACACAAGUAUUUGCAAGAAUUCGCAACUACCUCGAAGUUCCUCAGAGAGAGAUGUUACAAAGUCCGAAAGCACACAAUCGAAUCAAACCCGUCAACGAGAGCAGUCGUUCCAGCUUCACUCUUCAACACAGGUGACAGCCAACACUGAAGUGCUACUGAAAACUGCUGUGACACCAAUUUGGUAUGGAAAUCAAGAAAUCAGCUGUAAUAUAUUGCUUGAUGAAGGGGCUCAAAAUUCUUUUAUUACCGAGGAGCUAGCACAGAAACUUCAUGUUAUAUCAAAUGGAACCGUUACCCUAAGAAUGUCAGCAUUUGGAGACAAAAAUAGUGAAAUUUGUCAUCUCGAGAAAGCAACGGUACAGCUAUAA